This is a messenger RNA of Kwoniella botswanensis, 4797 nucleotides long. RefSeq lists its product as uncharacterized. The coding region runs from base 1 to 4797 and encodes 1598 amino acids. Gene Ontology annotation, cellular component: membrane. The transcript is spliced from 12 exons. Gene Ontology annotation, molecular function: ATP hydrolysis activity; ABC-type transporter activity; ATP binding. NCBI's taxonomy places the organism in Eukaryota, Fungi, Basidiomycota, Tremellomycetes, Tremellales, Cryptococcaceae. The record is from RefSeq and is a predicted model, not a curated record. Gene Ontology annotation, biological process: transmembrane transport.
AUGGCCUUUCAGGCUCCCUUCGAAACUCUCAAAUCGCACACGGAGCCCGUCUACCGAUGUUCAUGGCCCAUUCAAGUAGUAUCGAGAGAAAGAGAAUUGGAUCUCACGCAAUGCUUUGAGCAUGCCGUCUUACUCCCUGCUCCCCUCGUCAUAGCCAUCUUGAUUGGAACAGCUCAGAUCUUCAGAAUAUCGAGGAGACUGAAGAAACCUCAAGAACAAGGUGGUCUGAUAUGGCAGAAUAGAACCAAGAGGAAUGAGAGGAUAAGCACUCUCAAACUGCACCUCCUCUCAGCAUCGGCUGUCUUUGCCUUAGUGUCUCUUGGACUCUCCUUCGCUCAUAUCCAACAGCAUAUUCUAUCGACUGUUCACUAUGCCCUACUCCUCCUUACCACCGUCACCUUCAUCCACCUGACCUAUCUCAACCAUCAUACCUCUCGAACAUCCUCGUCUCUGAUACUCCUAUUCUGGCCAGCGUACUUGCUCAUUUUCUUCGUCCGACUUCGAACGAUGAUCAUCACCGGUGAUCUCAGUGGAUCACUCACUCAUACAUUGCCUGGAAGAUGUAUACUCGCAAGAGAAUCAUUCUGGUUCCUCAGUAUCGUAGCGGGCAUGAACGAUUUCAUCUUCGAGUUAUAUUCACCCGAAAAACGAUGGAAGAAAUUCCGAGCCCCGUGGUCGAAGAAAGGCAAGAUUGCUCUUGACGAAGAUGAAGAGGAAGAUGAAGAAGCCUUGAAUGGUGUGGAUGCCAUCGAUGGAGUAGGAUUCGCCAAAAAUGAACAUGGAGAUAUUGAAAGUCCAGUCUCCACUGCGAACAUCUACGAGAAAUUGACUUUCUCAUGGUUGACUCCAUUGCUUUCUUUGGGAACCAGGAAAUUCUUAGGUGAAGAAGAUAUGUGGGCAUUGCCUUCUGAUGAUUCUGCUGAAUCGUUAUCUCAAAGGUUGAUAGGUUCAUGGGAAAAACAAGUCAAGAUGGUGAAAGAUGGUAAAAAGAAGAAACCUUCAUUGACUUUUGCAAUCGUAAAGGCAUUUGGUACACCUUACGUGCUCGCCGGUUUAUUUAAAGGUUGUUACGAUAUACUCAAUUUCCUUCAACCUCAAUUACUUAGAUUGUUACUCAGUUUCGUCUCGAGUUACGGCACCGAUCAUCCUCAACCGCCCAUAGCUGGUUUCGCGAUCAGUAUCUUGAUGUUCAUCAGUGCGAACGUCGCUACGGCGAUCUUACACCAAUAUUUCCAAAGAUGUUUCGAAACUACGAUGCGAAUAAGAGGUGGUCUGGUUACUCUCAUCUACCGAAAAUCUCUGGUACUCAGUAACGGCGAGAAAUCAGGCAGAACAACUGGUGAUAUAGUCAAUCUACAAAGUGUCGAUGCGGUCAGGAUUGGUGAUGUCUGUCAAUACGGUCAUAUCGCCUGGUCUGGUCCUUUCCAGAUCGUUAUUGCCUUCAUUUCUCUGUAUAGAUUGGUGGGCUGGCAAGCAUUCAUGGGUGUUGCAGUCAUGAUUAUCAGUCUUCCUGCCAACACAAUCUUGAAUCGAAUCAAUAAGCGAUAUCAGAGACAGAUGAUGAAGAUCAAAGAUACCCGUACGAGAACAAUGAACGAGAUCUUGAACAACAUCAAGUCUAUCAAGUUGUAUGGAUGGGAAAAAUCCUUCGCCGAUAAGAUUUACGAUAUAAGGAACAAUCAAGAAUUGAAGAUGCUCAAGAGAAUCGGUAUCAACUUCGCAUUCGUCAACUUCAUCUGGCAAGGAACACCUUUCCUCGUCGCUUUCUCGACUUUUGCGACUUUCGCAUUCACUAGUGGCAGGCCUUUGACAAGUGAAAUCAUCUUCCCUGCUAUCUCAUUAUUCCAACUUCUCUCUUUCCCCAUGGCGAUGUUCGCCAACAUCAUCAACAGUAUCAUCGAGGCUUCGGUGUCUUUGGGUAGAUUAGAAGAUUUCUUAUCCGGUGAAGAGCUCGAUCCAGAUGCUAGAACCGUAAUAAGACCCUCUGACGACCCUCAAGGUGGACCCAAGAAUGGUGAUAUCGUAGUAUCAAUCAAGAAUGGAGAGUUCAAAUGGCUUGCUGGUGCUGAACAACCUACACUUGAAAAUAUCGAUCUGGAAGUCAAGAAAGGCGAAUUGUUCGCUAUCAUCGGUAGAGUUGGAGAUGGUAAAUCGUCGUUGUUAGGCUCGAUGCUGGGUGAAAUGACACGAUCAGAUGGUUCAGUCACUAUUCGAGGUGAAAUUGCUUAUUUCAGUCAGAAUUCUUGGAUCUUAUCUGCGACAGUGAAGGAUAAUAUCGUUUUCGGUCAUCGAUUCGACCCUGAUUUCUACCAAGAAGUACUGGAUGCCUGUGCUCUUCGACAAGAUUUGGCGGUCUUGCCCAGUGGAGAUAUGACUGAAGUCGGUGAAAAGGGUGUUUCUCUCUCUGGUGGUCAAAAAGCUCGUAUCAGUUUAGCUAGAGCUGUCUACGCUCGAGCCGAUAUCUACUUGCUCGAUGAUCCACUUGCCGCUGUGGACUCCCACGUCGGACGGCACAUCUUCGAUAAAGUGAUUGGUCCGAAUGGUUUACUCAAAGGCAAAGCUCGUAUCCUUUGUACCAACGCUGUCACUUUCCUUCCCCAAGCCGAUCAGAUCAUCAUGCUCCGACGAGGUAUCAUCUUGGAAAGAGGACAAUACGACGAAGCUAUGAACAACCCUUCAUCGGAACUGUACAAACUCAUAACUGGAUUAGGUAAACAAUCCGCCAAAAAUGAAGAAGGUUCUGACGGUUCAACAACGCCUACAGCCAUUGAAGAAGAUAACGAUGAGUCAUCGAUCAAUGAGAAGGAAGAAGAAGCUUCGAUUGAUGAUUCAGCUUCAUUGAGAAAACGAAAGGCCUAUCGAAGAAUGUCGACUGCCAAUAUGAGAAGGUCUUCCGUGGUUUCCAUCAGACAAGCUAAGCGAGAUGCUAUUAGGGAUUUAAGGGAAUCUGCCAAACCUAAAGAACACAGCGAGAAAGGAAAUGUUAAGAGAGAAGUAUACAGAGAUUAUAUCUCAGCUGCAUCAAAGAUCGGUGUUGCCGUUUUCUUAUUAGCAAUGUUAGCAGGUCAAGGUUUAGGGAUCUUAUCGAACUUCGUUUUGAGAUCUUGGGCAUCGAGAAAUACUGGUGCUAGUGAUACCACCGACGUUGUUCGAUACCUCACGAUAUACGGUGUAGUAGGAUUAUCAGGAUCGAUACUUAACGUUGUAUCUUUCGCCACGCUCAAAUUAGUCAUUGCGUUGAAUUCAGGAAGGAAAUUACAUGAUAGAGCUUUUGGAUCUUUGAUGAGAAGUCCAUUGAGCUUCUUCGAACUUACCCCAACCGGUAGAAUAUUGAAUUUGUUCUCGAGGGAUAUAUUCGUCAUUGAUGAAGUUCUCAUUUUCGCUUUGGGUUCGUUCUUCAGAACAACCACGCAAGUUGUUGGAACCGUCGCUGUCAUCGCGUAUGGUGCUCCAUUCGUUCUCCUUGUAUUCGUUCCAUUAGGUUUCCUCUACAGGAUGGUCAUGAGGUAUUACCUCGCGACUUCACGAGAGUUGAAACGACUCGAUGCUGUUUCUCGAUCACCUAUUUUCUCAUUCUUCGGAGAAACUCUAUCUGGUUUACCCGUCAUUCGAGGAUAUGGUCAAAAAUCACGAUUCAUCGCCAAUAACGAAGCUCGUAUCGAUCGAAAUCAAGCUUGUUAUAUGCCCGCUAUGACCAUCAACAGAUGGUUAGCUGUCAGACUUGAAUUCUUAGGGAGUUGCUUGAUGUUCUCAACUGCCCUUGUAUCCGUCGCUGCUUUGAUCAACUAUAAUUCGGUGGACGCGGGAUUGGUCGGACUGCUGAUGUCUUACACUAUCAGUGUCACUGGUACUCUGAAUUGGCUCGUCAGAAGUGCUUCUGAAGUGGAACAGAAUAUCGUCUCUGUCGAACGUGUCCUUGGAUAUGCAAACUUACCAAGCGAAGCUGCGGACUUUAUCGAAGAUAAGAAACCUUCAUCUCAAUGGCCGGAGCAAGGGUCAAUUGAAUUCGAUAAUUUCUCCAUGCGAUACCGACCUGAACUCGAGCUCUGUCUACGAGACGUAAGUUUCAAGAUCAAUGGUGGUGAGCGAGUAGGAGUUGUGGGUCGUACGGGAGCAGGAAAGUCUUCCUUGACCUUAGCUUUGUUCCGAAUACUCGAAGCUGCGGGCGGUCGGAUCUUGAUUGAUGGGAUUGAUAUUUCCACGAUCGGUUUACACGAUUUGAGAAGUGUCGUGUCGAUCAUUCCUCAAGAUCCUCAACUGUUUGAAGGUAGUUUAAGGAACAACAUCGAUCCUACCAACGUAUCAUCCGACGCUGAUAUCUGGCAAGCACUCGGUCAAGCACACUUGAAAGAUCAUAUCACCAAUAAUAUGGGUGGUUCGUUGGAUGCUGAGAUCACUGAGGGUGGAAGUAAUUUGAGUGCAGGCCAAAGGCAGUUGGUCUGCUUCGCACGAGCCUUACUUCGAAAGACCAAAAUUCUUGUAUUGGACGAAGCUACAAGUUCCAUCGAUCUCGAGACGGAUGAGGCCGUACAAGAUAUUUUGAGAGGACCGGACUUCAAGGGAGUAACCACGAUCACUAUCGCACAUCGUAUCAAUACGAUCUUGGACUCCGAUCGAGUACUCGUAAUGUCAGAAGGCCGAGUGGCCGAAUACGAUACACCUGAAGUAUUGAUAGAGAGGGACACGUCGCUGUUCGCUGCUUUAGUCAAAGAAGCUGGAUUGUCGCAGGGUAAUGGUACUUCCACGGCUGCUUCGAAGAAUGCUAGUAGAGCGGGGUCCAUAAAGGGGAAAGAUUAA